Suillus paluster is the source of this 2001-nucleotide messenger RNA. Its product is annotated as DEAD-domain-containing protein. Gene Ontology annotation, cellular component: nucleolus. The transcript has 10 exons. Gene Ontology annotation, molecular function: ATP binding; RNA helicase activity; nucleic acid binding. NCBI's taxonomy places the organism in Eukaryota, Fungi, Basidiomycota, Agaricomycetes, Boletales, Suillaceae. The record is from RefSeq and is a predicted model, not a curated record. Bases 1 to 2001 code for a protein of 666 amino acids.
AUGUCCCAAUCUGCUGCAUUUGCUGGCUUGUGGUCGUCCCUUCCGACACCAUUAACGCCAUGGGUUCUGGACGUUAUACAAUCGAUGGGGCAUACCCAAAUGACGCCAGUUCAAGCUUCCACAAUCCCGCUAUUUAUGCAACACAAGGACGUGGUAGUCGAGGCUGUGACAGGUUCUGGCAAGACCCUAGCGUUUGUUAUCCCCAUUCUGGAGCGUCUUAUCAGAAGGGAUGCUAGUCUCAGAAGAAACGAGGUCGGCGCGCUGGUCAUCAGUCCUACUAGAGAGCUUGCAACUCAGAUCCAUUCUGUGUUUUCUCUCUUCCUGAAUGCUCAACCCGAUAACAGUGCAGCAAAGGAGACUGAAGACGGGAAAGGAUCGUCGCCACCCCAAGCAGACACUGAACACUCAGGAGCAGGAUUUCCUCCACCCCUUCUACUUGUUUCGUCGGAUAAAUCUUCCCCAGCUCAGGAUAUACAACGGUUUCUUUCUACUGGUGCCGACAUCAUCAUCGGGACACCUGGGCGUAUGGAAGAAUUUCUGAUAGGAAAAGGGAAAACUAUUGUCAGCGUCAAGGAGUUAGAAGUGUUGGUAUUGGAUGAGGCAGACCGUUUGCUGGACCUGGGCUUUCAAGCUGCUCUGACUCGCAUUAUUACUCAUAUUCCGAAACAGAGGAGAACUGGACUUUUCAGUGCAACGAUGACGGACGCUGACGCACUUUCUGAAUUGGUUCGCGUUGGUUUACGAAACCCUGCUCGCAUUGUUGUCAAAGUGCAAUCAAAGAGAACGAAGGGAACGAAAUCAGGAACCUUACAAGAAACUCAAGUUAUCGAGGAAAGACGAAUACCUGCAGGACUUCAAAACUUCUACAUCAGCUGUCUCCCGUCCGAAAAGCUGGUUCAACUGACGCACAUCAUCAAGCAGGAGUCGUCAACUCAUCACGCACCACACUUCAUUGUGUACUUCGCAACUUGCGCAUGCGUUGAUUAUUUUUAUCGCAUUUUAUCGACGCUGUUACCAUCAAAUGUCCAACUACAUUCCCUCCACGGACACCUUCCUCCCGCAGCUCGAACACGUGCUCUCUCAGCCUUUUCUUCAACUCUGUCGUUGUCCUCUUCCCCUUCAGUGCUUCUUGCUACAGACGUCGCUGCUAGAGGUCUCGAUAUUCCUCAUGUUGAUGUCGUCAUUCAGUUUGACCCUCCAUCUGACUCAAAGGCAUUUUCCCAUCGUUGCGGUCGGACGGCUAGAGCUGGAAGGAGUGGGAAAGCAUACGCGCUCUUGGUAGGAAGAGAAAUCGAGUAUAUCGAUUUCUUAUCCGUUCGAAAAAUUCCAAUCAAGCAGCAUCCAUACAUACGGGAAGAUGGAAGCACAGUAUUGGACACGGAUUGUGAAGAUGAUGCUGUCAAUACCUUCACGUCCAAAAUCCGACGAACCGUAAUGACAGAUCGUGCACUGCAUGACAAGGCUGUGAAGGCUUUUGUCUCCUUCGUUCGUGCAUAUUCGAAGCACGAGGCUUCCUACAUCUUCCGAAUCAAAGACCUAGACUUGAUAGGUCUGUUGCGGCUGCCACGGAUGCCCGAACUGAAAGAUCGCGAUAAGUCAAAAUGGGAAGAUGCAGAACUUGACUGGACUUCAUAUUCUUACGCGGACAAGGCGCAGGAAACCAAACGAAUCGAAGAAGGUUCAAAGAAAGAGGCACCGAAACACGAGUCCGAGACUCGAGCUGCUAAGCGCAAGCGUAAUGCUGCUUGGAGUCAGCAAGUUGAUAAUAAAGAAGAGAAAGACAAUCGCCGGACGAAAAAGGCGAGGAAAAGGCAAUGGCUUAAAAGCCAAAUGGUUGGUAGUGGCGACUCAAAAGGUGCCCUCCAAACGGACAAAGCCGGGCCGGAGAGCAGUGGCGAAGAUGAUUGGGACGAACUUGCACGAGAAGAACGAUUAGCCAAGAAACUGCGAAGGGGAGCUGUCUCGCAGAAAGAAUUUGAUGAGGAGUUCGGUGACUUGUGA